GCCAUGCAUGGACAUACCGGUACGGCAUCUACUGUACCGCGAUCGGUGCGACCAUUUUUUCGGGCCGCUUGCACAGUGAUGAGGCGCGACGAUGGAUUCUCAGAGGAACCGUAUCACGGACUACUGCGUUCUACUGCGUUCGCAUUCACCGAGUUGCGCGACCCAUCGAUGACGGCGAGCCUCGAUGCCAAGCCCGUGGCACCCACAGGACGCUGGCCGCCGUCCAAGCGAUGUACGCUUAUCCUGGUCGCCGUCGUUGUUUGCCUCUCUGCAAGCAUCGCCACGGUGGUAUGCGCGCUCACGACGCCGCGAUACUACGCCGUCACCGAGACCGACGUCUCGUACGAUGGCCACAAUGCGUCCGUGGUCGCGCCCAUGACGCUCGACGGUUGCGCCAGCCUCUGCACCCGGCUUGGCACGGCGUGUCAAGUGUACGUGUGGUGCAAUAGUUCCAGCAACGCCACGUGCAUCAUCAAGGACUCGGUCGGUGUCCGCCGCGCCCUGCCCGGCGCCGUCGCGACGCGGCGCUGGCCAACGUCGCUGCGGCGAUCGCCGCGCGCCAUUCUCUUUGGAACGUCCGAGGGACCGUAUCCACUGCCGACAGUCGCCUAUAGCUACGUCCGCGGUGCGCUCUGGCUCGACGAGACGAACGCAGCUACCGACACGUGGCCGCAGCACACGUUCACGCACGUCGAGUCGAUCGGGGAGUGCGCGCAGCUGGCCACGACGGUGGAUCAACCGCUCUUCUCGUACAUCACAACAACGCGCCUCUGCUCCGUUUUCGAGUACGACGCAGCAAACCAAUCGACGCGUCAGAGCUACAUGCGCAUGAAGGACGGUCGCGAUGUGCUCUUUGAGACCAUUCCCGCUGCGUUCCGGAUCGCGACGGCGGCGCUGGCGCCGACGCUUUCCGAGUGCGCUACGGCGUGCGCUACCAACCCGUUUGGGUGCGUCGGGUACCAUCUCGAGCGCGACGGUCGCUGCCACUUCGUGGCACCGACGGCGCAGCGAGCCAAAAGCAGCAUCGCCGGCUGGGUACACGCGCCGCUCCGACACCACGUGACAGACGACCACCGCCGCUACGUGACAAUGCGCGGGUACCGUUUGAGCGCACCGCCUGCCGUUGUCGUGCCAGCUGCGUCUCUCGAGGCCUGCGCGGUGGCCACGGCGCGCGCAAAUGCCAGCGUCUUUGCCUACACGGCGUCGACGGGAUCGUGUGAAGUUGUGCCGUUGCAGCCAAGCACGGCGAUCCUCGCGCUGCGCGACUACCCCAAAGUCCCUGCGCAGUUUCUUGACGCAGGGCUUCCGCUCGACACGAUCACAUCCGUGUCCGUCGACUCGGCGGCGGCGUGCGCAGUCCAUGCACUCUGCGUCAUCUCGCGCAACGAGUGCGUCGCCACGAGCUUUGAACCGUCGACACGCCGUUGUUCACUGCUCAAAGCAACACGCAGCCUCGACCCGGUCACUACGAUCGGGUGGCUACCGCCGGUGGCGCUCCCGACAGCGAUGAACUCGGUGACGAAAGCUGCUUUCUUUGUCACGGCCCACCAAGACGACCACGAGCUCUUCAUGAGCGGCCCGUUUUUAUCGAGCCUCGGCGAACGCAGUACGAAGACGGUUUCUGUGUAUUUGACCGCGGGCGAUCUCUACACAAUGCUCAAGUGGCCGGCGCGGGAACGCGCGACCUUGAUGGGGACACAAGCCGCUGUCGAGUACCAUGGCCUCUACCACCCGGUCGCCGUGACGACCAACGAGACGAUCAGGACGCAUGUCGUGACCAAAGUCGUCAUCGGCAACGGCGUGCACUACUGCUUGCGCCUGCCCGAGAGUGGUUCCCACCACUUUCUGAACGCGUCGCUGGCAAAUACGAGCCGACUAUGGCUGUCGCCGGUCGACAAGCAAGACGAGUACUACAGCUCGUACGCCGACGUGCGGGCAGUGGUGCAAACGAUCGUGGAGCGCGAGGCGGCGGGCAUGACCGAGCUGGCCUUCCACACGUCGGAGCCGCUUCCGUCCAAAGCGGCGGUGCCAGACCAUACGUUGCACCGCCUCUCGGGCGAGCUCACCUUGGCGAUCGUGUCGAGCCAUGUCAACUGGUCGACGUGCGCCCACAUGCAGUUUUACUAUGGGUACCAGAAAUGGGAGGACGCGGCCGAUUUGGACCCGACGACAGCGGCGUUCCAGCGACACAUGUGGAUGCGCGAGUUCGCCGGCGUCAUGAACCUCAAAAACACGACCAAUGGCUGGGACUUUCACGUCAAGCAGCUCGGGCGACUGUACAUCUCGCGGUCGAUUCUGCCGACGACUGCUUCGUGCAUAUAGCCUACGGGACGUCCAUGCAGCUAACGUUUAUGUAUACCUGUCGUGUGCUUGA
Messenger RNA from Saprolegnia diclina VS20, 2374 nucleotides. RefSeq lists its product as hypothetical. The transcript has a single exon. Lineage: Eukaryota; Oomycota; Saprolegniomycetes; Saprolegniales; Saprolegniaceae. Bases 4 to 2322 code for a protein of 772 amino acids. The record is from RefSeq and is a predicted model, not a curated record.